Messenger RNA from Eimeria mitis, 279 nucleotides. RefSeq lists its product as uncharacterized. The transcript has a single exon. Bases 1 to 279 code for a protein of 92 amino acids. NCBI's taxonomy places the organism in Eukaryota, Apicomplexa, Conoidasida, Eucoccidiorida, Eimeriidae. The record is from RefSeq and is a predicted model, not a curated record.
AUGCUCUUGACGCAGCUAACAUCACUCGAGCUCAGCCAGUGCAGCAGCAGCAGCAACCGCAGCAGCAGCAGCAACCGCAGCAGCAGCAGCAACGGGAGCAACAGCAACAGCAGCAGUAAAAACACAAACAGCAGCAAAAAAGCAGCAGCUGUUGCAACAACAGCAGCAGAAACAGAAACAAAAACAGCAGCAGCAACAGCAACAACUGCAGUAGCAGCAACAGCAACAGCAGCAGCAGCAACAGCAGCAGCAGCAACAGCAGCAGCAGCAGAAAGCUAG